Molecule: messenger RNA, 957 nt
Organism: Pocillopora meandrina
Lineage: Eukaryota; Metazoa; Cnidaria; Anthozoa; Scleractinia; Pocilloporidae
Source: the annotation of a GenBank genome assembly
AUGCACAAUACAGCGUUUAAUAUCUUUGUUAUUAUUUUUCACGUAGUUUUAACCUUGGCAACUUUGUUUGGAAACUGUUUAGUCUGUGCAGUGAUAUGGAGGACUAGGGCUCUGAGAACAGUUCCAAAUAUGAUAAUUUUCAGUUUGGCCCUCGCCGACUUGCUCAUGACAAGUGCUUUCGUGUACCGAGUUGUUAAUCGCAUGAGUGGUGAGGAGUCUCACUCAACGUGCCACGCCAUUUCAGAAAUUGCUUUCUGUACAAUGUGUGUGAUAAUUCUACAUUUGACAGCCAUCAGUAUCGACAGAUUUAUCGCGAUAAGGUUUCCACUCCGCUACAAAACCAUUGUGACGGGGAAACGAACGAAAACUGCACUUAUUGCCAUAUGGCUACUCCCUGUGAUAGGAACUGUUGUGUCUCCUCAUUCGCUUCCCGACGCAGAGUACGAAGACUUCGUCGAUUACUAUGAUUCAUUUCAUUUGUGCUUGUCAUAUCAUGAACACAAAUUCAAAAACACAUCGAAAAUCUUUGCUGCAAUUAUAAUCUCAAUAUACAUCGUUUUGCCUUGCACUUUGACUGUUGGUAGUUACAUGUAUAUCCUGAAAGUGUCACGUCAUCAACAAUUAAAACUUAAACAUGAUGCUCACUUGGAGGGCGAAAGGAUGAGAAAGCUCGAGAUUAAAGUAGCAAUAACGUAUGGUAUUAUCAUCGGCGCGUUCAUGGCUUGUUUUUUACCCCUCUUAAUAGGAACUCUGCACCAACAGUUUAUUGGCAAUGAUGAGCGAGAGGAAAUGACUCGUGUCAUGACGAUUUUAUCAUUAAUUGCAUCCAUCAGCGCCUGCGUCAAUCCAGUGGUUUAUACAUGUAGGAAUCAAGAAUUCAGAAAGGCCUUCAAGAAAAUUUUUAAAAGAGGAAAUCAAGAGAUUGGCAACGAACUGACAACCUUUUCAAGAUAUUGA